GGCGGCACUCUGCAUAUGAAGCAAGCAACUACGGAUUUUGAGUCAAAUGGAUAUUCUUUCACGAAAAUUCAUUGGAAGAGACCGUUUGUAAAUGGUAAAUAAUUUGUUUAUGUUAACAUCUAAAAUAUGAUAGUCUCGGCAAGACUGAGGAUAUAUGCAGAUAUGCGCGGCAACAUGCUCAGCCAAUCAUGGAAGUCAAUCGUGUGAGAAUCCAUGCUGGAAGCCGUUCAAUAUCAGUCAAACGAGGAAAAUUGGCUCAAAGACCAUCGUCAUUCUGCCUGUUGGGCACGAGCUCACAUAAUCUCUACAUUCCUCUCUGAAAGCUACUGAUUACUCUCGAGACCCAGCGAACGCGCGUUGUCAACCUUUACGUGAUAAAAUGAAUCGACCUACUGAACAUCGACUUCGACCUUUUGGAAGAGAGUCUAGGUUUGAGUCAUUGUACGAUGAAUACCGUCGAGCCACCAACCCUUACUUCGUAUAUGAUUCAGAGCCAUUCAGGAGAGCCGCUCGUGAAAGAUACGGACCCGAAUUUCGACUGAGCAGAAGUUUUGAUAGAACGGCCAAAAGUGGAGGGCGGAUAUUAAGUCCAGAGGGCACAGAAUCUAUGUUUGACUCAAGCAGCGACUAUGAAGACGCGAGACACAAGGAUACUUUGCCCUUUGGAAAAGCCAUGAAGAAAUUACGUACUGUAACAAAGGAGGCGGGAGUCAUUUACUCGGGAGUUCUUAAAGAGUAUGAGACCGACGUUCAGAGUGUCAAGACUUAUACACCAGAAAGAAUCCUGAGGCAACUGUGGGCUUUGAAAUUGGACAGUGUAUCGAAAAUUACAGAGCAAGUAGAAGAUUUAAAUCAACAUGCAGGAUAUGACAACCCGGAUCAAGAUGUCAACAAGAAAGUAAAUGAUUCGGAAGAUACACUUUAUGAGCAGCUCAACCACCAAAUCGCACAAGUCAUGGAGGCCUUAAAGCAGGCACGUAUGUCAACUGUCGGGGAGAAAUCGAGCGCGACUGUGUUCAAAGCAUCAGAAAGAUUGAAGGAAAAGAUCGAUACCACGGGUCGGCAGAUUCUGGAAUUGUUCCAUAGAGCUAGAGAUGGAAGUCAAGACUGCGAAGCCCUUUUGGACGAAUUGAAUGGGCUGUACACUUUGCUAGAGGGCAAUAAAAAAUUGUAUGCGACUGAGAAGGAGGGAGAAAACGUAGAGAGCUCGGUCCUGUCAUAGAUCGCUGUAAUAGGAAUAUCGGUUGGCUUUGGCGGAUGGCGAACUCGCGGAGGUGGUAUUCAUUGAUUUCGAGAGGUGUUGAUCGAUUCUCGUUUCGAUGUAAAUAUUGAAUAUCAAAACA
Messenger RNA from Botrytis cinerea B05.10, 1343 nucleotides. RefSeq lists its product as hypothetical. The record is from RefSeq and is a predicted model, not a curated record. Lineage: Eukaryota; Fungi; Ascomycota; Leotiomycetes; Helotiales; Sclerotiniaceae. The transcript has a single exon. Bases 380 to 1222 code for a protein of 280 amino acids.